Molecule: messenger RNA, 621 nt
Organism: Dichotomopilus funicola
Lineage: Eukaryota; Fungi; Ascomycota; Sordariomycetes; Sordariales; Chaetomiaceae
Exons: 3
Coding region: 1-621 (206 amino acids)
Source: RefSeq, a predicted model, not a curated record
AUGAAGUUCUCCGCCCUGAGCCUAUCUCUCCUCGCCUCUGUCGGCCUGGCAACCCCGGUACGCCGUGAUGUUGCUCAGUCGGUCUACACUCUGCGCCUGUCCUCUACCAACCAGCAACUCGACGGUCUCUACCUCACCGCUGCUGAGGCUACCGCUGCCGACGAGUCCACCGGUAGCACCAUAACCCUAAGUGUCUACACCUCUUCGCACCAGGGGCCUACCCCUCCUGCUGUCAAGUUCUACCCGGUGGCGAACCCCUCGACCAAGCUCAACGAGCUGCACACCGCUGGGGACAACGACGACGGGAGCACCCUUGCCGUGGUCGGUAGCAAUGGUUUAUUGGACUUUUCUCUUCUCGUCGACCCCCACAGCGUCGAGUUGCCCGAUGGCACCACUGCCGACUGGACGUCGUUUGCGCUGCAGGACGAGGGCGCCAGCCGUGACGAUGGCACGGUCGAGUAUGCCGGCCAGGACGGUGGCAGUUCGAAGGGUAACUGGGUUGCGUUCCCCGUGGGCGGCGCGGAGGAGCAGUGGACUGUGAAGUGGAAGGAUGAAACCGCGUGGACCACCAGCAACUGGAUGCCGGUGGAUGUCGUGUACGAGCUUAUCAAGAAUGAGUAG